Messenger RNA from Symbiodinium sp. CCMP2592, 501 nucleotides. NCBI's taxonomy places the organism in Eukaryota, Dinophyceae, Suessiales, Symbiodiniaceae. The record is from the annotation of a GenBank genome assembly.
AUGGUGGCGGCGAGCCAGGUCAUAUCUCACUUGUCAUGCUUUGAGAGUCAUCUGCCGACCUGUUUGGACGUGUGUUGCUCGUGCGUGAAAGGUCCCUCCCUCUACCUGCACUAUGAUGCUGCUGACAAUUUUGUGCAGGCGCGCAUCGGCCGAAGGACUCGCACGAUACCUGUGCGAUCUUUGUGGUCGUGUCGCGAGGUGUUGGAUGGGAUGAAGGACUUUUGGCUCUACGACCCAUUCCAAGACUAUCCUUACUUUCGUUUCGCCGUGCCGCGGCGUUGCCGGGUCCGAGCCGGACGGUGGCUCUAUGUGCCGCUUUACUGGUGGCAUGCUGUACGCAGUGGGCCUGGCAGAACGGUGUCAUUGGCGCACUUCGCACACAGCACAAAGAAAAAGAAAGGCAUCUUCGAGAAGUUUCUGUGUGCCUCAGCUGAAGUGAACCAAGCGUUGGAAAUUUCAAGCUUCGCGACAGCAUCGUUUCUGGAUACACCGCGGAAGUGA